Molecule: messenger RNA, 616 nt
Organism: Suillus fuscotomentosus
Lineage: Eukaryota; Fungi; Basidiomycota; Agaricomycetes; Boletales; Suillaceae
Exons: 5
Coding region: 122-616 (164 amino acids)
Source: RefSeq, a predicted model, not a curated record
CGCACGUUUAGCUGCGAAGUCGACACUUUCACUUUGUCAAAAGAACAAAAGGCUCUAGCUGAGGAAUGCAUUAAGUUAAGGCAGCUGGUCGAGUCUGCAAGAUGUCAUUCGUGUUUAUCUUAUGGAUUACUGCAAAAUUCCUACUACUUCUUUCAAGAAGGCCUGUUAUGCUUUUACUAGCAUCGAGAUGCUUGAGCAUGUGGCCUCUAAGCACUACCAUGGCCACUUCAAACUUGUCGAUUUUGCUCUAAAGUCCAGCAAUGCAACAGCUGUGGCUAGUGCAUCAAUAUUCCCAGAAUUGCGAUACUCUGGCUAUCAGCACGCUCGCUCAUUACCACCGCAAACGCUGGUUUCAGAAGGGCGUUUCAUGCUCGAGGGUGUUGUAAAUCGCGCAGCUCUACGUGUAGACUACCCACGGACGCUGCACGAAUGGGGACGUCGUCUUAAUGCCAAUGUCAGACGAGACUUGAUUGUCGAAGACUACCCUAGUCUAGAAGACAAGGCCGAAUACGAUACUUUCCAGCGCAAAUGGCAAUACCUGUUUGCAUUAUGCGGGCGCUGGUUUUACCAACAUGCUAACAUUCACCCGUCCGGGAUUCGAAUAAUUAUGGAAUAG